Brachypodium distachyon (stiff brome) is the source of this 2108-nucleotide messenger RNA. Its product is annotated as glucose-6-phosphate 1-dehydrogenase, cytoplasmic isoform. The transcript is spliced from 16 exons. Gene Ontology annotation, molecular function: NADP binding; glucose-6-phosphate dehydrogenase activity. The record is from RefSeq and is a predicted model, not a curated record. Lineage: Eukaryota; Viridiplantae; Streptophyta; Magnoliopsida; Poales; Poaceae. Bases 377 to 1930 code for a protein of 517 amino acids. Gene Ontology annotation, biological process: pentose-phosphate shunt, oxidative branch; glucose metabolic process. Gene Ontology annotation, cellular component: cytosol.
UCCUUUCCCUGCAAGAACUUUGUUUCGUAACACAACACAGACUGAAAGGGAUUGAGGUGAGAACGGACUGCAAAUCUGCAAUCCGGCCUUCCUUCCCCACUGUAGUACGUAGUAGAAUGGAACAAAUGUAACCCAUAUCAAGUCCAAGCUCACCGGACCGUGCGACCCGUGAAUUUCCAAUUUUACGUGUUUGGGAAAGCGACAGAGAGAAGCGGACGAGAUGAGAUCCGCGGGCGGAGAGGAAACGAAACCAGUGCGAUCCAUAUAAAAUCGUCCCACCGCACACAACACUCCCGUCCCACCUUCGUCCCAAGUCAAAACCCAUCGUGGCUCACUGGUUUUUCUCAAAAAGACAAAGGAAACCAUACUGUUUAUCAUGUCAGGAGGAUCAACUAGAUCUUCCACGUCAUCCGGACGAAUUAGCUCUACGACGUUGUCAGAUUUGAAGGACCUGGAACUUUCUCCAGAGUCUGGCUGCUUGUCCAUUGUUGUUCUAGGUGCUUCUGGGGACCUUGCUAAGAAGAAAACUUUCCCGGCACUCUUUAACCUUUUUCAGCAGGGAUUUCUACAAUCUGGAGAAGUCCAUAUAUUUGGGUAUGCAAGAUCAAAUAUCUCUGAUGAUGGAUUAAGGGAACGCAUUCGUGGAUACCUAAAAGGAGCCUCAGAAGAACAUCUUUCACAAUUUCUGAAAUUAAUUAAAUAUGUUAGUGGUUCGUAUGAUAGUAGCGAAGGAUUUGAAUUGCUGAACAAGGCAAUCUCAUGGAAUGAAACAUCAGAGAAAAACCAACCAGGAAACUACCGUAGGCUAUUUUAUUUGGCAUUGCCACCUUCAGUCUAUCCUUCAGUAUGCAAAAUGAUAAGAACAUAUUGCAUGGCUCCAUCCUCCCAUACUGGUUGGACAAGGGUUAUUGUUGAAAAGCCCUUCGGGAAGGAUUUAGGUUCUUCAGAGGAACUGAGUUCCCAACUUGGAGAGCUUUUUAAUGAACAACAACUUUAUAGAAUCGACCACUAUUUAGGAAAGGAGUUGGUCCAAAACUUGCUCGUCCUUCGCUUUGCAAAUCGCUUCUUUUUGCCCCUCUGGAAUCGGGAUAACAUUGCUAACGUACAGAUUGUAUUCAAGGAGGACUUUGGGACUGAUGGACGUGGAGGAUAUUUUGACCAAUAUGGUAUCAUUCGGGACAUCAUUCAGAACCAUUUACUGCAGGUGUUCUGCUUGGUGGCCAUGGAAAAGCCUGUCUCUCUUAGCCCUGAGCACAUAAGAGAUGAGAAAGUCAAGGUUCUGCAAUCAGUGGACUCUAUAAAGCACGACGAGGUAGUCCUUGGGCAAUAUGAUGGCUACAAGGAUGACCCUACAGUACCAAAUGAAUCCAACACGCCUACUUUUGCAUCUGUUGUACUGAGGGUACACAAUGAGAGAUGGGAGGGAGUUCCUUUCAUUCUCAAGGCUGGUAAAGCACUAAACUCUAAGAAAGCAGAGAUACGUGUGCAGUUCAAGGAUGCUCCGGGUGAUAUUUUUAGAUGCAAGAAACAGGGAAGGAAUGAAUUUGUUAUACGCCUGCAGCCAUCAGAAGCCAUGUAUAUGAAAUUAACUGUCAAGAAACCAGGGCUAGAAAUGGCAACCGAACAAAGCGAACUAGAUUUAUCCUAUGGGCUACGGUACCAAGAUGUAAAAAUUCCAGAAGCAUAUGAGCGUCUCAUCUUGGACACGAUAAGAGGUGAUCAGCAACACUUUGUUCGCCGAGAUGAACUGAAGGCUGCCUGGGAGAUCUUCACUCCUUUGCUGCACGACAUCGAUGCUGGCAAGCUGCAGGCUCUGCCAUACCAAACAGGAAGCCGAGGCCCUCCAGAGGCUGAUGAGUUGAGCAAGAAGAUUGGGUAUGUGCAGACCCAUGGUUAUGUCUGGGCAUCACCUACUCUCGCAAAAUUCUAGCUGUUACCAACUGCGGUUCAACUAGACAAGGGUUCUGGGUACAUAACAAUAAUCACUUGAGGAAAUCAAUUUGGCCUGUAACACUGGAGAGCCUUUAUAGCAAGAACUUUCUUUUUGCCGAAACAGUGGGCAUUUGCGAUUUGAAAUAAAAGAGAUCAUGUUCAAUGUUCAGGGUUUA